UUACCCUAAAAAACAAAACCCCCAAAUUGAGUUAGGGUUCUAAAUCAAAACCCAGAAUAGAAGAAGAAGAGUGAGAGAGUGAUUUCGAGUGAAAUUGAAGAAGUUUAUGGACGCUUUGCAAUCGAAAUGGGUGACGGCGAAACCACAAUAAAACUCACAAUCCACUUUGGUGGAAUUGUGAACAGAGAAGGAGAAGAUUACAUCUACAAAGAAGAAUUGGGUGUUAAGAUAGUUCAUUGGAGAUUGUCUGAAAUAUCAUGGAAAAAAUUUGACGAUUUCUGUGUUACUCAGGCAAAGAAUGGAGAACCGAUUAGGCUCAUUUGGUACAAAGAGACAGCUAAGGAUAUGAAAUUCUUAAUGUAUUUAUUUGAUUCCACAAGUGAUGUAGAUAUGGUUGACCUCCUUUUUCUAGGGGAAACUGUAGGUGUGCUUGACAUUUUUCUCAAGCAAAGGGUAGAAGAUAAAUCGGGUAAUGGUUAUAGUAGUGCUGAUGAAGAAGUUGUUAGGCCAAAAGAAGAUGAGGAAGGCUCAGAAUCUGAGGAUGAAAUACCUGACAAUGUGGCCGCUGAAGGAUACGAAGCUGAAUUAGAUGAUAUCAGGGACAAUGAGAAUAUGUCUGCUGAAGAAGAUAAUGUCGCUGUGAGGAAUGAAAAUGUGGCUGGUGGAAGAGUAGAAACUUUGGUAGCUUUGAAUGGAAUAGUUGAUGAUGGAGAUGAUGUCGUUUUAGAUGCUGGAGAUGGUGGUGAUGAUGAAAGGUUUUAAGUCAUUAUUUGAGGAAGGUUCGAGAGCAAUUGUAGAUAAGGACGCAUACAGAAAUCUUGAGGAACAAGAAGAAGAACAAAGAGAAGCUGAAGACAGUGAGCAAGAGUGUAUAGUAGAGGAAGAAGCAGAAUAUCCGGAUACACCACUAGAGUCAGAUGAAGAAUGGGAACAAUGGGAUAAUGAGAGAAGAGGAAAAAGGAGUAAGAAGGGUACUCAUGGGAAAGCUAAGUAUCACGGUAGUCUGGAUAAAGAGCCAUACAUUUGGUUAUUCCAAAAGUUUAACAGUGGAUUAGAAUUUAAAGACCAGUUGUUGCGUUACUCAUUAAAAACGCAAUAUGACGUGAAGAUGGCAAAGUCUGAAGCAAACAGGAUUGCUGUAGUUUGUUGUGGUAAAAAUUGCAAGUUUAAGGUGUUUUGUUCUUAUGAAAAACCUAUUAACAAGUGGAUGGUGAAGGUCUGUCACAUGUAUCACAACCAUGGAAAAUCAAGUAGAGUUUCAAUGCUGAAGCAAA
Arabidopsis lyrata subsp. lyrata is the source of this 1274-nucleotide messenger RNA. RefSeq lists its product as uncharacterized. Lineage: Eukaryota; Viridiplantae; Streptophyta; Magnoliopsida; Brassicales; Brassicaceae. The transcript is spliced from 2 exons. The coding region runs from base 127 to 762 and encodes 211 amino acids. The record is from RefSeq and is a predicted model, not a curated record.